Messenger RNA from Rotaria sp. Silwood2, 2247 nucleotides. NCBI's taxonomy places the organism in Eukaryota, Metazoa, Rotifera, Eurotatoria, Philodinida, Philodinidae. The record is from the annotation of a GenBank genome assembly.
AUGACAGACUUAAUUGGUGAAAACCAUACAGUUUCAUCUCCUUCCAAAGAUGGUGAUUCACUAUUAGAUGAAUUUGAUUUAACAUCAUCACCUAUUGAUGAUCAGUUAUUUGAUAUUCCAGCAUUAACGUCACUUCCUAGUCUUGAAAGUAUACUUUAUGAACAAGAUCCAACAUUUGAUAGUAUAUCUGUAUCAUCAUCAAUACAAAAUCAAAAUCUUCAACAAGAUAAUGAUAAUUCUAUUAAUAAUUUAAAUAAUCUUCAUUCAUCUCAACCAUCAUCAGCAUCAUUUGAUUCUUUACUUGAUAUUCAGACUAAACCACUUGAUAAUUAUAUACUUAAAAUUCAUCAUCAACUACAAGAUGCUAUAAGUACAGAUGAAUCAUUUGUUGAAAUACCUAAACAUAAACAAAUAAAUCAUGGUUCAUUAUUAAAAAUUCAUGAAUUACAAACAAUAUCAAAUCAAUUAUCACUUUGUAUUGAACGUACAAAUUAUGGUCAUCCAACAACAAUUGAUAUACUUUUAAAUCGUUUAGUUGCUAUUGGUACAACAAAAAGUGUUGUACUUUUAUUUGAACAUCAAACACAAUCAUUAAAACAUUGUUUAAAUAGUGAUUUAUCAAAUGGUGCUGUAUCAGCAUUAAAUUUUAAUAAUGAUGCAACACGUUUAUUAGUUGGUUAUGCACGUGGACGUAUACAAAUGUAUGAUUGCUCAAAUGGAAAACUUCUACGUAAUAUAAGUAAUGAUAUUCAUGGACCUGAUACAGCUAUAUUAAAUAUUAAAUUUACACAUGAUCCAACAAUUGCUUUAUUUAGUGAUAGUGGUGGUAGUGUAUAUGUAUUACAAUUUACACGUCAUUUAAAACGUGGUUAUCAAUCGAAAUGUCUUUUUUCUGGUAGUCGUGGUGAAGUAUGUACAAUCGAACCACUUUUAUUUUAUCAUCAACAAGAUUUAUUAACAACAGAUACAAAUGAAAAAUUAGAACAACAUGCAUUAAAACCAAUGUAUAUAGUUGCAUUAGCUACAUUUACAAAAGUUUUUUUAUUAGCAUUAAAAUCACAAAAUAAUGUUAAAAUUUUACGUGUACAACAUUUAGCUGGAAGUAAUACAACAUUACCAAUACUUAAAUGGCAAUUUAUUAUUGUUAAAGUUAGUGAGAAAAUUAAUUGUAUUAAUCCAAUUCUUGCUGCUGUCAGAGAUAGACACUGCACAUUCAUUCAGAUUCAACAUGUACGUGAUGAUGAAGUGCAUAUAACACAAUUGAAACAGAUUACAGUUGAUUAUCAUAUUAAAUCAUUUUGUUGGUUAAAUGCAAGAACAUUUGUAUUAUUUGAUAUGUCUGAACGUGCACAUGUUAUUGAUCAACGUUCAGAAGAACAAUUAGAAUGUGUAUCUUUAUCAUAUUGUGAACUUAUUUAUAAUACAAUCUUUUUUAAAUCAUUAGCUACUGGUGGUAAUGUUUCAUCUGCAUUAGCAUUAGCGGGACAAAAUGCUUGUUAUCAAACAUUAAUAUCAAAUCAAGGUUAUAUUUUUUUACUUGGUACUCAUACACUUUAUGAAAUACAUCUACGUGAUUGGUCUGAACGUAUUGAUUUUUAUAUUGAAAACGGUAAAAAUCAAUAUGAUCAAGCAUUAGAACUUGCUUAUUCAAUGUUAGUUGGAAAAGCUAAAGGCUUAACUGGUUUACCAAUUGACUCAACAAAACGUCGUCAAUGUAUAUCCGAUCGAAUGGUUUCAUUACUUCAGGCUUAUUUAAAAUUUUCACUUCAUCAUGAAUGUCCACAGUCAGGUAAUAUUGAUUUACUUAAACAACAUUAUAGAAAUGUUUUACCACGUUCAAUUGAUUAUUGUUUAUUAAUUGAUCGUUUGGAUUUAUUAUUUGGUCUUAUAUAUGAUAUUUUUUCAAAAGAUUCUAUAGCACAUGGAAUUUAUUUACAAUGUUUAGAACCUUAUAUAUUAAAAAAUCGUUUUGAUACAAUAUCACCAAUGGUUUUAAAAGAUUUUAUUAAUUAUUAUAUUAAUAAUAAUUAUUUUAAUCAAUUAGAACAAUGUUUAAAUCGUCUUGAUGUAUCAUCUGUUGAUAUUGAUCAAAUUAUACAAGUAACAAGAAAAUAUGAACUUUAUAUGACAUUAUUACAUAUGUAUAGUGAAGCUUUUAAAGAUUUUACAACAAUUUUAAAAGAAAUUAUUGAAAAACUUGAAAAUGAUUUUGCACAAAAUAAUGGUAAAUUUAAGAUAUUUCAUUAA